Molecule: messenger RNA, 2475 nt
Organism: Sycon ciliatum
Lineage: Eukaryota; Metazoa; Porifera; Calcarea; Leucosolenida; Sycettidae
Exons: 1
Coding region: 1-2475 (824 amino acids)
Source: RefSeq, a predicted model, not a curated record
AUGCCCAGGGCAAGACCACCGCCACCAGCGUUUGCUCCACCGCCUGGACAUGAGCCAUGGACGCAGAUGAAGAGAGUAUCCAUAGAAACUUUCACAGGCGACAAGAGGAAGUAUGAAGAGUGGAAGGCGUCCUUCAUUGCCUGUGUCGAUUCGUCACCGGCUACUCCAGAGUACAAGUUCCUCCAGAUGAAGCAGUUUCUGGGCGGGGACGCGUUGCAAGUCGUCGCCAAUCUAGGCUACACGCAGAGAGGCUAUGAUACAGCCAAGGCACGGCUAGAGAAGAAGUUUGGCGGCAAGCGCCGUCAAGUCGCAAUGUAUGUGGAGGAGCUGGCUCGGUUUACCGGCAUCUCCGGAGACGACCCCAGGGAGCUUGAACGCUUCGCGGAUUUACUUGAAGUCGCUACAGUGAAUCUGCAAGAUGCUGGUCAUUUCGCUGAGCUUCAGGCCGGAACAUUCUACAUGAACCUGCUUCGGAAGCUGUCUGAGAAGCUCGUCGCCCAAUAUCAGCGGUGGCUAUUUGAGCAACGGAAGCAAGAGUCGGUUCUCGCUCUGUUAGAGUGGGCUACCCAAGAGGCGGAGUUCCUCGUUACGGCAACGGAGACAGUACGAGGGAUGACGCGGUCCCGGCAACCCAGAUGGAGCAAGCCGACCACGAAUGCCAGCGGCAACAGUGAAAAGGCCCGGACCUAUGCCAGUUUCAGCACCAGCUCAACCCCGCAGAAACCGCAGAAGUCGCCGAAGUGCCCCACUUGCGAAGGAGAGCACGGUAUCUGGCGGUGCAAGGCAUUCCUGGAGAUGGACAACGUACAGAGAUGGACUGAGGCCCGGCGAGCAAAUCUCUGCUAUCGCUGCUUGGCAUUUGGACACCGAGGUGGUGAAUGCAAGCGUGGUUGGACAUGUGGAGUAAACGGCUGCCAGGAUAAUCAUCAUCGUCUCCUCCACGCUACGAAGGGUGGUGCGCAGAAAGGCACGCCGUCUAGUGGCCAAGCCAAGGAUACACCCAGUGAUGCCGAGAGUAAGAACCGGACAGGCGAAUUAGGUGGUUCUUGUCACGCAGUGCAGGCUGUUACCGAGGGGGAGCUAACAGCUGGAGCGACAAUGGCAGCUCACUCGUAUAGCAAGGUGGCACUACGGAUUGUGCCAGUGAUGUUACGCAACGGCCCACAGGCAGUCACGGUGAAUGCCUUACUGGACGAUGCUAGUACAACCAGCUACAUCAACACAGCCGUGGCUGGCCAGCUCGGCAUCAGUGGAACUUUGCGACGGUCGACAGUCAGUACAUUGAAUGGGAAGGUGGAGACCUUCAUGACAGCACCGGUCAGCUUUACCAUCGCUAGUAUGGAUAACUCGUAUCAGCAAUCGGUGACAGCGUUCACCACAACGAACGUAACCGGAGACCUACAACCUGUGGACUGGUCGCAAGAGGCUGAGAAGUAUGGUCACCUCCGGGAUAUUCCCUUCCCGGCACUGCGCAAGCCCAACGUCAUCGAACUGUUGAUUGGAAGCGACAAUGCAGAGCUAAUGAUGUCCCGUCGAGACAUUAGUGGCGCUCCCGGACAACCAAUAGCACGUCAAACACCGCUGGGAUGGACAUGCGUCGGCAAAGUACAUGCAGCGGACACAGACUCGCACCAAGAGGCCUUCCACGGCCAGUCUUUCCUGUGUUACGGCGGCCCAUCUGUGACAUCACUUGAGGCAACGCUACAGCGCUUCUGGGAGGUAGAGCGCUACGGCAUGAGUGAUGGACUCCAGGAGCCUGGCAUACGAUCAGCCGAGGAUGAGAGCGCGCUCAAGACAGUGCAGCGGGCUAUCCAGAUGGUGGAUGGACGAUACCAGGUUUGCAUACCAUGGAACAGCAGGAAAGUUGAGCUCACGAAUAACAUUGUGAUGGCCAGGAAACGGCUGACAAGCACAGAGCGCCGCCUGCAAAAAGAUAGCACAGUUGCAGCGGCCUACCGAGAUGUGCUGAAGAGCUACGAGGACAAAGGCUACAUCCGGGAGCUUGGUGCAGCAGAAACGGAACAAGAUCAGUGCUGGUAUCUGCCACACUUCGCAAUCGUAAGGCCACAGAAGACCACAACAAAAGUUCGCAUAGUAUUCGACCCCGCAGCUAACUACCGUGGACUGAGUCUGAAUGAUGCAAUCAACCCGGGGCCAAGGCUGCAACGAGACCUCUGUGACGUCCUGACAAGGUUUAGAAGAAAACCAGUUGCGAUCGGAUGCGACAUCUCUGAGAUGUACCUACAAGUGGCAUUAGCACCGGAAGACAAGCCGUAUCAUCGCUUUCUGUGGCGGGACAGGCCAGACGCUGAUGUGCAGCACUACGAGUUCAAUCGCCUCGUCUUCGGGAUCAAUGCAUCGCCAUUCCUAGCUCAAUAUGUGGCGCAGCAAACAGCGCGAGAGCAUGCAGUUACGCACCCUCUGGCAGCGGAUGCAAUCCUGGCAUCGACGUACAUGAACGACACCAUGGAUUGA